AAAGCUUCCCCAAAACAAACCCAUUCCGUCCCUUAUGGACAAAAAAAUUUUGCCACCCCCACAAACUCACGCCACUACAUUAAAAUCCACAAAACACACCCAACAACGUUCACGCACACCCUCACCAUCAAACUCCGAAACAUCAGCAUCCUUUUCGUCUACCACUUCGGAAAAAUCGUCUUCAACUACCACUUCAAAAAAACUCUCAUUUCGCUACUCAAUCCAAAACAUCCCUGCCCCACUCGCCACUCAAAAAAGCUUUUACUCUCACCUCAUUUCACUCGGCCUCCACCAAAUUGACUCUCUAAAAGUCAAUUACAACAAAUCCGCUCUUCUUGUUCUUUCCAGGCAACUUACCCCUAACCAAAUUUCAACGCUUCAAGCUGGCUUCCCUGGCUCGAAAAUCCAGUUCAAACUCUUAAACCCCACACGCCUCCUACCCCAAAUCGAACCCAAACCCAUCACUUUUUCCAUCGUUGUCAGAGACGUCAGCUCUGACAUCGAACCCCAAGACGUCAUUUCAGCCCUGAAUAAUUUCCACAUUCAAAAAGUUUGGCGCAUCAUUUCCGCCAAAACCAACAAACCAACUCCUCUCAUGCGUAUCGUGACACCGGACAAAACGGCGAUCGACACACUCCUGUCAAAUGGCCUUUCACUUUUCGGCCACGUUCACCCCUGCGAGCCGUCGCACCCCCCAAAACCAGCCCCUCUCCAGUGCGCCAAGUGCUUCACAUUUGGCCAUUCUUUUUCCCAAUGCCCCAACAAGCCCAUCUGCCCCACUUGCCCCGACAAUCAUCGGUCAAAACCGUGCCCUUCCGCAGUUUCAAACCCCAAAUGCCCCAAAUGCCAGGGGAAUCACCCCGCUUGGUCCCGAGAUUGCCCCCAAUUUAUCAAACCCUCCCAAAUGACCCCAGAAACCCCCGUCGUUCCCAUCAAAAUCGUUGACAAGGAAUUCGAUCCCGAAAAUUCUGACGACGACUCCGACGAGCGCGAACCCUUCGUUUCUGCCCGUCAAUUCCUACGCUUCAUCACAAAAACCCUUUUUGACCUUUUUCCGUUCGAGAAACAGAAAAUCCAAUCUGUUCUCGAACAUUCCGCUCGCGCUUGUCUCCGACGCGAUCUAAAAAUCUCACACUCAUCAAACAAAAUUCACUUCACUUUUGGAUAA
Messenger RNA from Tribolium castaneum (red flour beetle), 1168 nucleotides. RefSeq lists its product as uncharacterized. The transcript has a single exon. NCBI's taxonomy places the organism in Eukaryota, Metazoa, Arthropoda, Insecta, Coleoptera, Tenebrionidae. Bases 35 to 1168 code for a protein of 377 amino acids. The record is from RefSeq and is a predicted model, not a curated record.